This is a messenger RNA of Trichoplax adhaerens, 642 nucleotides long. RefSeq lists its product as uncharacterized. The record is from RefSeq and is a predicted model, not a curated record. Gene Ontology annotation, molecular function: voltage-gated proton channel activity. Gene Ontology annotation, biological process: proton transmembrane transport. The transcript has 7 exons. Lineage: Eukaryota; Metazoa; Placozoa; Uniplacotomia; Trichoplacea; Trichoplacidae. Gene Ontology annotation, cellular component: plasma membrane. The coding region runs from base 1 to 642 and encodes 213 amino acids.
AUGAGUAACUCCCAGACAGAUAUCGUUGAUGGGCUAUCUACAGUCGUACCAACAGGACCGAUAGAAGACCUGUCUACCAGGGAGCGAUUGCAGCGAAUUGUUUUUAGUCAUAAGUUCCAUACUACAAUUAUUAUUUUAGUAGUCAUUGACCUCCUAAUCGUUAUAGCCGAAUUAUUAAUCGAUUUACAAGUUAUUGAAACCCAUCAUGAUAGUCCAGUGGUACUUGGAUUUCAUUUUAUUAGCAUAUCCAUAUUGGGCAUCUUUGUUAUUGAAUUUGUAUUGAAGAUUUACGCCUUUAGGCUUGUAUUUUUCUUGUAUUAUUUGGAAGUUUUCGAUGCCCUCAUAGUUUGUAUCUCCCUUAUUCUAGAUGUUUUUUACAUUCAUGUCCACUAUUCCCAUUUAGCAUUUGAAGGUAUUGUAGUAUCUGUUAAAGCUGAAAUGGAAGAAAAACACGAUCAUAAACUAAAGCAGAAGCGGAUACUUAUUGCCAAUUUGACAUCGAAAUUGCAUCAUUGUCAGGCGCUACUAGUCGAAAAUGAUAUCCCUAUUCCUGAAGAUUUGUUAUUACCUGAUGAGCUAGAUGCAACGGAGUAUCCAACUGCCAUACCUCCAAACAGCUCAUCUGUCAUUUCUAUCGUUUAA